UUAUUAGUCAAUUGAAAUUGACUCCGCCUAGCUAAGCAUCCGACGAUUCCAGGCUUUCCAGCUUUCUUCAUAAUUCAGUUUCUUCAAGAUGGAAAGUCCAAUUCAGUUGCGCAUUGAUUUAAGUGUGAAGGAUUUGCUAACUUUCCUCACUCAAGCAGUGAAGAAUCCAGUCAUACUGAAUGACAAAUGGAAGGACUUGGGAGAAGGGCUUGGUCUUGACCAGGAGGCUUUAAGCGGGAUCUCAUCUAGUAGACAACCAGAAGAGUACCUGGAAGGCUGCCUCUCACUUUGGUAUGAAAGUAAAGGGGAAAGAUUGGCUGCUCCUUUCACAUGGGAAGCGUUACUCAUAGCACUGAAUAAAACUGGGGAAGCACAGAUGGCUAUAGACAUUUAUUUUGCAGUAUCUGGUAAGGGAGUGGAUGGAAUUGGAGAAAGUGAUUUCUUGAAAUCACUUGAUGAAGCAUUAAAGGAAGGCUCUGUUAAGACAAGGUGGACAAAGUUUGCAGUAUCAGGUCCAUCAGGGAGUGGUAAAACAUCCUCAAUUAAGCUUCUGCUUGGGGAAGAGCCAGUUAUUGAGUAUUUGAGCACUGACGUCAUUGAAGCAGCAAAAAUAAGAGCAUACAAUAUAAUGGCCGAAAAUGACAGCAAUAGAGGAAGGAAUAUAAUGUGGAGAGAAAUUAGUUCACUGGAAGAUAUUGUUUCGAAUGACUCUCCGGAAAUGGAUAAGCUUACCGAAGACAUUGAUGGCCUCAAGUUGUCAAAGGAGAAAGCUAGCAGUCGACCUUCUUUAAACAAAAUAGUUCAUUUUAUCUAUGCCAUUGAUACUGGUGGUCAAGCUGCCUUCCUUGACAUUGCCCCAGCUCUAAUGCGUCACAAUUCUGUCACCAUAGUCACGCACAAGCUUGAUGAGGAUCUUGAAGACAAAGUUAAGUUUUCCUAUUGCUUGGAUCAUAGUGAGGAUCGUCAGCACACAUAUGAAUCCUCUGAACAUCAGAUCACUCAUCGACAGCUUUUGGAAUCGUUAAUAAGACCAUCGCAUAUGACCAACAAGCCUCAACUGGAUAUGAUUAAAGCAAAGCACUAUCCUCCAGAUGAAAGAUCCUGUUUCAUCAUAUUGGGCACAAAUUUUGAUAAGAUCAGUAAUGAUGUGGACAAAGUCAAGGAAAAAAGUACUUCCCUUUCAGCUACACUAAAGCAAUUUGACAGUGAUCGUAAGAUAAGCGUAUGCAAAUAUAACGUUAAGCAGCAAGGUGGGGCCUCAACAGCCUCAUAUAUAUUCCCUAUCAAUGCGAUAGACAGAGGUCCUGACACAUUAAAUAUUGCAAAAAUAGUUCGCCGUCAGGUCAGUAAAUCAUAUAUUGAAGCCGAUAUUCCCAAGUCAUGGUUUUCUUUCCAUAAGAGAUUAGUGGAAGGAUCUCAAGAGCCAACAAAAGAGUCGAUGGAGGCAAACAAGAAUGUCGUUAGUUUAGAAGAAUGUAAAAGAAUUGGAUUAGAGCUUAAGAUGAAUAUGAAAGAAGUAGAAGCAGCUCUGAUGUACUAUCACAGUCUCACAGUGAUACUUUACUACCCAGAGAUCAUCCCAGAUGUUGUCUUCCUUAAGCCGCAGCCGCUAUUUAAGAAGCUCUCUCAAAUAGUCUUUGCUUCGUUUAGUGAGGCACCUGCAAUAUUUCAAGAUGAAUUUGACAUUGAUUUGCCUGGCGAUGCUCAGCAUAAUCUAAGCACAAAAGGCACAUUUAAAAAGGAUCUACUAGAUGAGCUGGAAUUUCUUGAUGAGUUUGAGGACUUGUAUACUUCUGCUGACCUCAUAAAUCUAAUGAUAAAGCUUUUGAUCAUAGUCAAGCUGCCAAUGAGUGACCAUGAUCCAGACGAACAAUACUUUUUGCCAUCUGUACUUCCUAUCUGCGACCCAGCUGUAAAAGCUGAAGAGUUUAAGAAACACUGUCACGUCAGUCCUCUUUUAAUUGGUUGGGAAAAGGUCAUUCCUCAAGGAUUCUUUUGUGCUUUGAUACUUCGUCUACUUCAGCAUAAGGAUUUUGCUAGUGAAAGCUUUUUAAGAGAUAGGUCAGGAGGGAAUGAAAUAAAGCAAUAUCGUAAUGUCGUCAAGCUACCAUGUAAGAGCACCAAAGGGGGCAAAGUAUUGCUUAUUGAUGGCAUAAAUAUAUUGCAAAUACAUUAUAAUGGAGACUCAAAAAAUUGCUUCGAGUUACGAAAAACACUGAUGGAGGUGAUAGAUUUUGUUGAUCAAGAAUACUCGUACAAUUUGGGUCAACUGUCUUGCUCCUUUUUUUCAAGGCAUGAGGAGUGUGCCACAGUGAAAAGUAGCCUCAAUGAGGAUAUGGUUCUUAGUUGCACUCGCAGUGGCUGUGACCAAGCACCAUAUGGCAUUGAUCAGCAAUGUGAGCUACCAUGGAUUAAGCAGGAGACACCAUUAGCUCAGCAAUCUGCAACAAAAGAUCUAGAGCUAGAUCCAAAGGUCCAAUCAGUAUUAGACAAGGCACCAAAAUUAACACAUCUUCAACAUAUAUUUUUAAAAUAUUCAGAAAAAUAUUUCAUUAUUGGUGCAGCAUUAGAGGUUGAGGCUGAUGGCUCUCUUAUUGGCACAAAAAUUAUGCUUAAUGACAUUUUUAAAAAGUGGAAAGAUUCGGGCAAAAAUGUAUUUUGGCGAACAAUGCUACAAGUCUGUAAAGAUUUUGAAACUGAAUUGGGACGAGCAAAAAGUGAUCUCCUUCAAUUCUUAGUGUCACCUAGGGCUCAAGAGGAAUAUUCGUAACAUCUAUAUGUGUGU
Molecule: messenger RNA, 2785 nt
Organism: Amphimedon queenslandica
Lineage: Eukaryota; Metazoa; Porifera; Demospongiae; Haplosclerida; Niphatidae
Exons: 5
Coding region: 89-2770 (893 amino acids)
Biological process (GO): signal transduction
Molecular function (GO): protein binding
Source: RefSeq, a predicted model, not a curated record